GUAAUGGAAGGGUGACUGUACAGUCUGGGUAUCGUUCAGAGCUGCCUUGGGAAACCAGAAGUUACCGAAAAUGUCAAGUAGGUAUCACAAAGCAGCAGCCGAUGGCAAUUUGGACCUCUUGAAAGAAGCCACUAAGAAAGACCUCAACACUUCAGAUGAAGAUGGGAUGACGCCCACCCUUCUGGCAGCAUACCAUGGGUAUCUAGAAGCUCUGGAAGUCAUAUGCCGGAGGGGAGGUGAUCCGGACAAAUGUGACAUCUGGGGGAACACCCCUCUCCACCACGCCGCUUGCAAUGGUCACAUCCACUGUGUUUCUUUUUUGAUCAACUUUGGUGCCAAUAUUUUUGCUCUGGACAAUGACCUCCGCACUCCCCUGGAGGCAGCUGCCAGCAGAGACCGCAAUGAAUGUGUCCGAAUCCUGGACAAAGCUGCUACCGAGCAGAACAUGCUGAAUCCAAAGAAGGUCUCCAAACUCAAAGCACAGGCCCAGAAGAAUGUGGAGAAACAAAUCAAGGAAUGUGAGAAGCGCCAAGAGAAACACCAGCAUGAGAUGAACCGGAAUUAUAUGAAAGAAAAGGUUGGCACAGUAAAUUCUUCCCAAGGGACACACUCCAGAAUAAAGCUGCCUGGUCUCUUUGCUUCAAAUACAACAAAUUCUUUCUCCAAAAAUCUGAAAGAUACCCUCAAACUUAAGGCAAAAAAGACAGCUGACAGCACAAGAAGCCAGAAAUCACAAAGCAGCAGCCAAGAUGAUGGUAUGGGUAGGACAAGUGUGAUGCAUUUGUUCGAUGAGAAAGAGGAGGAUGAAUUACUGAAUGACGUUGGAGAGAAAAACUUUUCUGAUGACAGUCAGCUCUCCAUUUUUAAGCGGCCAGGUCUUGGCAAGAUUGUAUUUGGAAGGAAUUUGGCUGCAGAUGUAAAUCCUGAAACUGUAUCUUCUGAGACAGAAGGUGUAAGCUUUAAAAUGUCCAGCGAGCUCUUCCAGCAUGAAAAUGCUGAGAAUGGCAGGGAAGAUAGUGCUGAAAAUGGUGCCGAUAUCCCUUGGCAUGAAGAAGCCAUUUGGGAUGAUGAGGAAGCAGAGAACACACCCCUUGAGGUAUUUCUGGCAUCACAGAUGCUGGAUGAGUUUAUUCCAGUCUUCAUGAGGGAAAAAAUUGAUUUAGAUGCCCUGAUGCUAUGUUCUGAUGAAGAUCUACAGAGCAUUCAGAUAGAGCUUGGGCCAAGAAAGAAAGUCCUGAAUGCCGUGAAUAAAAGAAAAGAAGCACUCAAGAACCCUGGAAAGACUGUAGAUACUUGCUUAUAAAUUAACAUACCUGGUGCUGUAACCUGCACACUGAUUCAUUAUCUUUUCCUCUUACCAAAAAAGCAUGCUAUUCUUUUUGGACAUCUGCUAAAGCAAAAGGCAGAGAGGUUACCAAUUGCUUUAGAAAGUGCAGCAAGGAUACAGAUUUUCCUCUCUGGAUUGAUGGCUGUGGUGUGCAGUAUAUUAAUUCAAGCAUAUUCUGCCAAAAAGAAAGAAUGUGAAGGUUAAAAACCAAAAGCUAUAGAUUUAAGCCUCUUUUUCCCUGAACUGUUUGUGGUGAUCAGAUUUAUUCUCACUGGAAUAACUUAAAAUAUUAGUGAAAGCCAGCUCCACACUACAUUCCUUUGUAAAGCCCCUCCCUUCAUCUCCAAAACCACAAUGCAAAGAGCAUUCCCAAAGCUUCAGAGCUUUGAGUUUUCUCCCUUCACUUCUGUGAGAUUGCUACAAACUGCCCUUCCUGGUACUGAUGAUAUGUUAGAAAUAGCAUCUGAAUCUUGAUUUCAGCUCUGGCUUAUUGAAUCUAAUAGCCUCUGAAUGAGUGCAAAUAAGACUAAU
This is a messenger RNA of Calidris pugnax (ruff), 1858 nucleotides long. It is a transcript of the gene ANKS4B, whose product is annotated as ankyrin repeat and sterile alpha motif domain containing 4B. Gene Ontology annotation, biological process: brush border assembly. The transcript has 2 exons. The record is from RefSeq and is a predicted model, not a curated record. Gene Ontology annotation, molecular function: protein binding. Bases 71 to 1303 code for a protein of 410 amino acids. NCBI's taxonomy places the organism in Eukaryota, Metazoa, Chordata, Aves, Charadriiformes, Scolopacidae.